AUGCGUUUCUCCACCCUCGCAACAGCCCUCACAUCUGCAACUCUCGCAUCCUCUCGCCUGAUCGGUAUCGCAGCCCCUUCAACGCUCGCACCCAACAGUACCUUCACUCUCACCCUCCUCUCAGAAGGCUACAUCCAAUCUGUCGCCGACGUGGCAGUAGCCUGGGGUUUCGACAUUGCGCCAGGUUACCCCGGUACUCUGGGCGCCUUCACCGGUUCCGCGUACCUAGGUCCUGAGAAGAGCAACCAGGGACAGGAUAAUGUUACAAUCACUGCUACCGUGCCUGAGGAACUGGCCAGCGACUCCUACAAGGGCAAGGAUAUCUUGUUGAACGCCGGAAUUUACUCAUUGUAUGGUGCUAGUGGAGGCCCAGUGGUUACGGGAUUUAAUGUUACGGUCAAGAUUGGCGAGACCACUGGUGGGGAAAUUGUACAGAGUGACGGUCAGGCUUGGAUUCAGAACAGCAUCCAAUAG
Alternaria arborescens is the source of this 474-nucleotide messenger RNA. RefSeq lists its product as hypothetical. The transcript has a single exon. The record is from RefSeq and is a predicted model, not a curated record. Bases 1 to 474 code for a protein of 157 amino acids. NCBI's taxonomy places the organism in Eukaryota, Fungi, Ascomycota, Dothideomycetes, Pleosporales, Pleosporaceae.